GGCACGUCCGGCUGUUACGUGAUAUGGGCAUCGUCAUUUGCGGAAGUGUUCCGAUCUGCUUUAUGACAGGUUAUACGCUCUCCAAGCUUGAGACUGUGACUAUUUUUUUUAUUUUUUUGAAUUUCAAUGGUAAAGAAUGACACCUGAGCGACAAGACAGCUCGCUUGCAGCCCUGGGCGUAGGCGUUGCUGUGGUUUCCAGUUUAAUCAAUGGGUCAACUUUUGUGCUCCAGAAGAAAGGGAUUCAGCGCGCACAGCAAAAAGGAGUUUCAUAUUUAGUGGAACACUUUUGGUGGACUGGCACUAUUGCUAUGGCUUUAGGUCAGAUUGGGAAUUUUUUGGCAUAUAACAUGGCUCCAGCUGCAUUGGUUACGCCAUUAGGAGCUCUGGGUGUUCCAUUUGGGUCACUGCUAGCGGUUUAUAUGAUACAAGAAAAAGUUGGAAUUCUUGGAAAACUUGGCUGUUUGCUGACUUGUGUGGGUUCUAUUAUUUUGAUUAUUCAUGCACCUAAAUCCAACAGUGUUACCUCGAGAUUGGAGCUUGAAGAAAAAUUGAGCAACCCAGUUUUCCUGUGCUACCUCUUCAUUGUCUUGUUGCUACUAUGUGUGCUGAUAUUCUGGAUAGCCCCAGCUCAUGGAUCAAAGAAUAUAAUGGUCUAUAUCAGUAUCUGUUCUUUGCUUGGUAGUUUUACUGUACCCUGCAGCAAAGGCCUGGGACUCACUGCUCAGGACUCCUUUAACAAUGACUCAUCUGAUGAAAAAGCUCUCUUUUUAUUUUUUUUAUUUUUAUGCACAUUGUUGCUAAGCAUCCUCAUUCAGUUUAUUUACAUUAACAAAGCACUAGAAGUGUUUGAUUCCAGUAUAUUUAGUGCCAUUUAUUAUGUGACAUUUACCUCAAUAUCCAUCUUGGCAUCUUCUAUACUUUUCAGGGAGUGGAAAACUGUUGGAGCUGUAGAUUUCAUAGGCAUUUUAUGUGGCUUCACCACAGUAUCCGUGGGGCUUUUUCUUUUAAAGGUUUUCAAAGAUUUACAUCUGAGCUGGAAGGAUGCACAGAAGGUUUCUACUAAGAUCGAUUGAAAUACUAAUGGGAAUUAAAAGUAUCAUUUGAUAAAUUACAAAAAGUACUAAGUUAUCCUUUUUUUAUUGUUUUGUUAUUGGAUUAUAUGACGCUUCAUUCUAACACUUAAGUUUGUGACUUGGACCAUCUACAACAGAGGAGAAUCACUGUAAAUUUACUAACUCUCACACUGGGGAUGCUUGAAUGAUGCACAACUGUCAAACCACUUCUUGAAGGAAGUGUACAGUGCUACAUAUAGUUGUAUGAAUAAACAUUUUGAGAAGUCUUCUUUUUUGCAGAGGAAAUACUUAUUACAAAAUAAAUAAAUAAAUACUUAUUACUUAUUAAAGUAAUAAUACUUAAUACUGUGCUUUCUGGUUUUAUUUGGAGAUAGUCAAAAUAUAUCUGAAAUUGAUUCCAGCUCCUGGAGCUACAGUCCUCAAGAAUAUGAUAUUUCCACCACUUGUUGCUUCUCGUCUUCCCACAAAGAUAAUUGCCAUUUCGUAUGUGUCUUAUUGAUUGUUAUUUCCAUACUUGCAUAGGGUCAGCCCCCUUAUCCAAAAGACAUGCAGGUUAGGCCGAUUUGAAACUCUGAACUGGUCUGGUAUGAGUGAGUUUGGGUCUGUCUCUGGUUGGUUCCCCACUUAUGUAGUUACUGGGAUAGACUGUAGCUCAUACAAACUAAGAUUGGACAAAGGGGAUUCAGAGAAUGGUUGGAUGAAUGGGUGCUAUAUUAUUUUGGGAUCUCCAUCCACAUGCAUCAAACCCUAAGUACUAUAUUCUUUUUCUUCUGUAAAGGUUAAUGUGAUGUAAUGUAAACAGUCUACAAUUCAAAACAAACGUAACUUUGAACAGGUGGCACACAACCACUCCAUCCCAAGUUGAGGUCAGAGCAUUUUGGAAGUGGAGAUAUUGAAACCAAAUUAUCUCCAUCUCCUUAAUCAGUAUAAUCAGCUGGAAUAUAGUGGGAUUGAAUCGUGAAGAAGAAUUAAACUACGUGUAAAGUAGGCAGUAGGCAUUGUAGGAUGAUAAAACUAUGGGUUCCUUUAAGAUACUUUUUAAAGCUUGUGGAGUAGAAUUUUGAAGGCAAAACUACAUAAUGUCAUGGAGCACAGUGUUACACCCAUAGGAUGCCAGUUGAAGGCUUUCUCUGACAUGCCGUGUGAAAUCAAGCAAGUCACUUAAGCUGUAUGUGCUCCUAAUGUAUAAAAUGUUUGUAAAAGAUGUGACCAAGUAAUUAAUCUUGGAUAAAGUUAUCAGUUAAAUAUAUAAUAGUAAUAAUAAAACUCAUCUCAUUUUGUAUUUUCCUUUUUGAAUGCUGAUCCAAGAAUCUGCUAUGUCAUUGUACUUAGAAAACUGUGCAACGAUGAAUUAAUCUCUAAGUUUUUUUCUUUCUUAAUGUACAAUUAUACUAGUCAACAAUUUUAUUUGUAUUUUUAAUAACCAUAAAUCAUUCAUUCUUAAUAAUAACUAAACAAAGUAAGCUUUUUGUCCAAUGUGUUAACAGUUAUUAAUGGAUUGACUAUCUCUUUAUUGAUAAGUAACUGGUGUUGCUUGAGUGC
Polypterus senegalus (gray bichir) is the source of this 2617-nucleotide messenger RNA. RefSeq names its product NIPA magnesium transporter 1 (gene nipa1). The coding region runs from base 137 to 1075 and encodes 312 amino acids. The record is from RefSeq and is a predicted model, not a curated record. Gene Ontology annotation, cellular component: membrane. Gene Ontology annotation, molecular function: magnesium ion transmembrane transporter activity. Lineage: Eukaryota; Metazoa; Chordata; Cladistia; Polypteriformes; Polypteridae. Gene Ontology annotation, biological process: magnesium ion transport. The transcript is spliced from 5 exons.